AAACCCAUCUCCCCUUUCUCUCACUCUUAUCACUCGAAAACACUUCCAAUUCCAACCGAAUCCCCCACAUCACAACUUUGCUUUCUUCUUCUUCUUCAUCUCCUCUGCUGUUUGAUUAUCAUCAGAAACAGAGAACCGACCCAUGGCUUUGGAAGCUCUAAAUUCUCCCACUACUCCGUCGCCGGCUCUCCACUACGACGACCCGAGCCUGAAUUCGUUAGAGUCGUGGUCCAAGCGGAAGAGGACCAAGCGUCCACGGGGGUUCGACAACCCACCCACAGAGGAAGAGUACUUGGCGCUAUGUCUCAUCAUGCUGGCUCGUGGCGGCGGAGCUGACCCUGGCUAUGAAGUUCCGAUUCCGGCUCAGCCCAUAUCGGUCGUUAAGCUUAGCUACAAGUGCUCUGUCUGCGACAAGGCGUUUUCGUCUUACCAGGCCUUGGGUGGCCACAAAGCCAGCCAUAGGAAAUCAGCUACAGGGGAAGACCAGUCAACUUCCUCCACAACCACCACUUCCGCCACCGCCACCGCCGCCGUCGGUGGGGGAAAAUCCCACCAGUGUUCUAUUUGCCACAAAUCGUUUCCGACCGGCCAGGCGUUGGGCGGUCACAAACGCUGCCACUACGACGGCGGAAUCGGCAACAACAACAGCAAUAACCACAACAACAGCAGCAACCACAACCACGCCGUGACAUCAUCGGAGAGCCACACGCAGAGCCACCGCGACUUCGACCUCAACCUCCCGGCCUUACCGGAACUGUCACCGGAGUUCUUAGUCUCCGCCGGCGACGACGAGGUCCAAAGCCCAUUACCCCUCAAGAAGCCUCGCAUACUGACGAUUCCCAAAAUCGAAAUUUCUCAAAAUCUUUGAAAUCAAACCCAGAUUCAUAAUCUUAGGGAAAUUCCAAUUAAGAAGGAAAAUACAAUUUGUUUGUUUGUUUAGGUGAUUUGAUUUUGUGUACAUAGAAGAAAGUAGAAAUUAUAACCCCAUUUAUCGCGCUUUGAAUAUCUUUGGUUUGUCCUUUGUCCUACUCCCUACUCCUAUUGUACUUGGUAGUCCGUCCAAAUGAUAAAUUCAAUUAAUUAUUCUUUCAUAUUGGUUCAGUUGGGCAUUUAAUUCUCAAUUAUGGAAAUUUAUAAAAUGAGAAAUUGAAUUAAUGAGAGUGACAGGGGAAAAGAAAAGGUAAAGAAGGGGGGAUCCAAAUUCAGAGCACGCAAGGAAUGAAGAUGGGGGAGGUGGCGUGCGGUGACGUGGCGGCAUGCGUGGCCGAGUUUCAAAGCCCACUCCACACCGAAUCUCACGGUUUCGUUUGGUUUCUUAAUUUUGUCUCUAUUCUUUCUUUCAACCUUUUCUGCCAAAUUCCCAUUUUCCAUGUUCAACUUGUGUAAUUAGUUUCAGCUUUGGUUAGUCCAGUGGGGUGUGGAGUAUAUUUGGUUUAUGACGCUACAGAAACGUGAAAAAUAAUAGAACGUUGUGUUCCAA
Messenger RNA from Momordica charantia (bitter melon), 1480 nucleotides. Its product is annotated as zinc finger protein ZAT10. Gene Ontology annotation, cellular component: nucleus. Gene Ontology annotation, molecular function: transcription cis-regulatory region binding; DNA-binding transcription factor activity. Lineage: Eukaryota; Viridiplantae; Streptophyta; Magnoliopsida; Cucurbitales; Cucurbitaceae. Gene Ontology annotation, biological process: regulation of DNA-templated transcription. The record is from RefSeq and is a predicted model, not a curated record.